AACAAAACACUGGGCUGCCUGCAGCGGAGCGCGCGGACUUAACCACUCGGCCAUGUGGCCAGCCCCAUAAAUGUCCUUGUUUUUUAAUCUUACCUACUGGCUCUUAAACUUGUGACAAAAUAACCGUAAUUUCAUUAGUGAAGUCGUCUUUGACUAUUUUGAACAAAAAUCAUAUAUUUAUUCAGCGUUUUUGGUUGUUUUUUUUUUAAUGCAGCUAUAGAAGUAAUCUGGAAAAUGAAAUCACUACUUUCAGUGCUUGGAGUGGGGCAGAGAGAGGCAAAUCAGAAGGCACUGAUACAGUGCUGAUGGCCAGUAGCUUAUCCAAAUUUACAUGGGGAAGCUUUACAGAUCCUCUGCAUUAAAAGGAUGACAUCCAUUAGGGGGAAAUAGGCAAAAUGCUGAUGUGAGUGUAUUCCAUUCCCCACCCUCUCUCCUUCCUCCCUGGCAAAUGAGAGAAUCAUUUGAGUAUAUCCUGCUCUUACUUUUUCCUGAAGUAGGGACAGGCAGUACUAUAGCAGAAUGGUUGAAAAUAUGGACUUUGGUGUCAUAUGGACUUGGGUUUAAGUCACCACUCUUCCUACCUACUCUCUGUGUGACUUUGGAAAAAUUAGGAGGCAGGGGGAUGUUGGUGGCAAGAUUAAACGUGAGGUCUGGUUCUUGGCACAUGUCUUGACUCUUAUUCUACCAGGACAAAUUAGAGUAGAUACAUAGUGAGAAUGCUUUCAUCUUGUCAAAGGAAGAUAAGAUUCUAAGAACAGCAGAGCCUAAAUUAUAAGUUGCUGGUAUGACAUCACAGCUCAGAACUCCAAUGUGUAACAUACCAUUGUCACUUGCAGACAAUAACAGGUUUUUUUUGUUUUCAGACAGUAGCUGUGUCAGCGUGUUAUGAUGCCGUCUCGUACCAACCUGGCUACUGGAAUCCCCAGUAGUAAAGUGAAAUACUCAAGGCUCUCCACAGACGAUGGCUACAUUGACCUUCAGGGAGAAACUAACUGCUAAAGCCAGCAGAUUGUGGGAAUCUUCCUUCUUUCCUGAUGUCAUGAGAUCCAAUUUAUUAAAGUUUAAGAAAAGCCCUCCUAAGAUCCCAUAUAAGGCCAUUGCGCUUGCUACAGUGCUGUUUUUGUUUGGCGCCUUUCUUAUUAUCAUAGGCUCACUCCUGCUGGCGGGCUAUAUCAGCAAAGGGGAGGCAAACCAGGCCGUUCCCUUCCUGAUCAUUGGCAUCUUGAUGUUCCUGCCAGGAUUUUACCACCUGCGCAUCGCCUUCUAUGCAUACAAAGGCUACCGGGGUUACUCCUACGAUGACAUUCCAGACUUUGAUGACUAGCACCCACAUCAGCCCUGAGGAGAAGAGUCACACACAUGGCUGAGCCCAGCUUUAAGACUUUGAGCAGAAGCUAUGACUAAGGGCUGAGGAAUUCUGCAGUUUGCAGAUGUUAACAAAACAAUGGCCAGAUUUUGUGGGUCUAUCCUAAAGAUGUUAACUGAGCUUACAAAUAGCUAAUUAGGACAUGCUCUAUUUUUCGUCUCCUGGCCCUGGCAGAAGCUCAUGAUGAGUGUAUUCCACAUGAAUAUGUAUCAUGGGAGAGUAGCAGUGUUAUGGGAAAGCAGGAGGUUACUCUGUAGUGGAAAGUGUUGCUGCCACCACCCUUUCUAGAACUGAGCAUUUCUUUAAAUAGUUCUCAUCAUCAAUUUGUUCUUGUGACAAAUGGAAGAAUAUAGUGUGUCAAAUUUCUUAUUACUAAGUAAUUUAUUUUGAAAAUACCUAAGUAUCUUAUCCCCUGUAUUCAUCUCUUAACUUUGCGUUCUAGUGGAAGACCUUGGCAAAAUCAGAUAUCACUGUGGGUGCAUCUGUAAUAUUUUUUACUUGCUUUCUUAUUAACCAGCAACCAGGAAUUUUUUAAACCUCAGAGCAAGUUUUCAAAAUGUAAACACUUUCUGUCUUCACCAAUCCUUGGCCAUCUCUGAUCUGGUUUACUGAUAGGUUGGCCAGCAUAUAAUUAUGGUCAUUCUGUCCUUUGUAGAUCAAGAUGUACUGUAUAUCAUGCCUUUAAGGACUGGACUUUUGGCUGUUUCCUAAGGAAAAAUAUAGAUAAGUGGCUAUUAUUUAGAGUUCAUAACAUCGUUGUUAGCACCUUGUAUUAUGUCGUCAUUCUGCUGAAGAUCACAAGACUUGGCCUGGAUCCCUAGAGGACUGGACUGCCUUAGUUUGAUUCUGUUUCCAGCUUGCAAAAAGCGUCUUAUAGUUAAAAGAAAUUAAAAUGUUAAAAUCUA
Molecule: messenger RNA, 2271 nt
Organism: Equus caballus (horse)
Lineage: Eukaryota; Metazoa; Chordata; Mammalia; Perissodactyla; Equidae
Source: RefSeq, a predicted model, not a curated record